Messenger RNA from Rosa chinensis, 721 nucleotides. Its product is annotated as chaperone protein dnaJ 11, chloroplastic. Lineage: Eukaryota; Viridiplantae; Streptophyta; Magnoliopsida; Rosales; Rosaceae. The transcript has a single exon. The record is from RefSeq and is a predicted model, not a curated record. Bases 93 to 554 code for a protein of 153 amino acids.
CUUUUUCAAAUUCCCUAUUUCAAUUCCACACCUACAAAUCGAUCCCCAAUUUCCGCCUUCAAAUUUCCCAUAUUGCCCUCCACGGACCGCCAAUGUCUGCAACCCUAGCCCUCUCCGGCCUCUCCUUCUCCGCCGCGGCGAACCACAAGCUCUCCUCCGCCGCUUUUACCGACAUGCCCCUGCCUCGCCGGCAGCUGAAGGUCUCCGUGAGGGCGUUCGCCGAGACGGAGCGGCGGCCGGCGACGGCGGAUCCGGCGAGCCUGUACGAGGUUCUGCAGGUGAAGAACAACGCGUCGCAGACGGAGAUCAAGUCGGCGUACAGGAGCUUGGCGAAGCUGCACCACCCGGACGCGUCGUUGGAGGCCGAAUCGGACGGCCGGGAUUUCAUCGAGAUUCACAACGCGUACGCCACGCUGUCGGAUCCGGCGGCCAGGGCGAUGUAUGAUCUGUCGCUGAGUGCUCAUGUUCAUUGUGAUAGCCGGAGAAGCGCGGUCGGGUUUCGGCCCAAUGGGUUUUAUUCGACCCGGAGGUGGGAAACGGACCAGUGCUGGUAGAAUCCCGCUGGGGACCAAUCCACCUAUUUUUCAUUAUUUUUUUCUCAUUUUUUUUUCUUUUGUUUUUUGGCCGCGUAGAAUUUUAAGAAUCACGACCUGUAAAGAGUAGAAGAGAAAUUUUGUAAAUUCUGAUCACUAUGAACUAUGCAGUGAAUAUUUUUAGUUCA